AUGGCAGAUGCAAGCGACUCCCAGCACGCCGUCCAGGCGCUGCUCUCGCAGUGGGCGGCGUGCGGCCGCCUCUCGUACAAGUUCCACGUGACGGCUGUCGCCAGCGGCAAAGACUCAAUGUCUCGCAUGAUGGCCACCUUCAGCAAGCCCACGACCGAGAUGCCCGCCCCCGAAGCAGUGGCGCGGCUCUGCUUCCAUCUGAGCGCCGACCACCAGCGAGUGCGGGGGUUCACUGUGGAGCAGGACACGCACUUCCACGACCUCGAGGCCGUCAACUUCGACGAAGCGGUGCUUGACCGCGUGCUGCGACGCAAACUGCAGUUGCGAGCAGCUCAGCUCGUGGAUCUCAGCGACGAGUUUGCCUCAACUCGCGUGCCUUCGGUCAUGCGCGCCCGUGAGGUGGAGCAACGCGAGCAUGAGCGCGAGGCCAUGGAGGAGUAUCUUCUGGAGCAAAUGCAACACAGCGACUCGUACAACGACGGCAAACUGCUGGUCGAGGUCUUCCGCGAGACUGUGGACGCGUUAGAACUCAAUCCGCGGGUUGCGCCACGCGAAGUGCUGCUCGCUCUUGCCGCUUCCGACCGAGACGAUAUGGUGGCGUAUGGAGACCUUGUGGCUGUCGCCGCAGACAUGAUCGAUACGAUGAGUGGGGACGGCAGUGCAAGCAAUAUAGACCAGAUGACAGUCGGCACUGAAGAGGAUGACGAAGCUCUGGACGCAUUUGAGGUGGUGUCAGCCCGUCAGACUCACUACACUGUGGAAAAACUGGUGGCUCUGCUCGAAGCGCACGCAGAACGUGCAGCAGAGGCUGCCAACGCCAUGGCUGCUCGUCGCGCCGCUGCCGAGAUGGAAGCACAACAAGACAUGACCAUCGGGGUUCUGGAGGAGACUAAAGAGGGCGAAAAUGAAGAAGAGGAUGAGGAUGAAGAAGAAGAAGUUUCUCCGGAGGCGGCACCUACUGCUGAUGAUACGUCUCCUGCUGCUGCUGCUGCUGCUGCUGAAGAGGAUGCUGAGAUGCGUUCAACAUCCCGCCGACGGUCGUCCACUGGUCGUCGUGGCUCGUCAGCGAAACAGCAUCCACGAAUGACUCGCCACCAGUUACGAGGAGUUCUGGAGACGCCACAGCUCCUCCUCAGCGAAGCCGAGAUCAACCUCACACUAGCUCUCGCUGAGACCAAAACCAACGCAAAUGGCAUUGAGGAAGUGCUCUGCGAGAAACUCGGACCGCUAUUACGACGUGUACGCCGAAUGAUCUUUCGAUUCCAGCGCAGAGGCUUUCUUGAUCGCAUGGAAAAGUACUUGCUGCACCAAUUCCAGGCCUUCGAGAAGCGGAACCUGCAAGGUGCGUCGACGCACCUAAAGCAACGCCUAACGCAGAAGGAGGUGAAAGCAGCUCUGAAGGGGAUGCAAAAGCUGCUCUUGUCGCCGUAUCAAAUCAUGCAGCUUGUCGCGCUGACCGAAGAGCGCGCUGGUUCACCCGAUCACUUGGUCUACUACCAAAAAAUCAUCCCUCAACUAGCGAAGUAUAUGCGCGAGCUGGUGGACGUGGCCACUCUGUCCGAGAAAUCCGCACUGCUUCAUGAGAUGGGCGUUUGGGACUUCACUUCGGUAGGGCUUCCGAGCGAAAAUGUUGUUCGUCAAGCCAGCUACGACUGCUUCGAGAGCUUUGACCACGGGCAUUUGGGCGUCAUCUCGGUUGACGAUUUUCAUGAAGCCCUCAAGCAGCUCGCUCAAACCCAUGGGUUUCCUGUCGGGACGAUGACGGAAAUGAAGCAGCUCAGUGUGCUGGCCGACCCAAACGGUAACGGCCGAGUGAACUAUGCCUUCUUCCAGCACUUGAUGUACCCGCUGCUGCUGUUUCUCCUUCAGGAGACGGAAGUGGCUGCAGGACGAGAGGGUACUCGAACGCGGCACAAUGAAGUGCUUAAGAGCGCGUAA
Phytophthora sojae is the source of this 1938-nucleotide messenger RNA. RefSeq lists its product as hypothetical. The transcript has a single exon. The record is from RefSeq and is a predicted model, not a curated record. NCBI's taxonomy places the organism in Eukaryota, Oomycota, Peronosporomycetes, Peronosporales, Peronosporaceae. Bases 1 to 1938 code for a protein of 645 amino acids.